UUUAACAUCCAGGUUAGGAGAUGGGAGGUUUAGUCCCCUUAUUUGCAGAGAUCCAUCAGGAGAUCCAUCAAUUGAUCAACUAAAAAAUGCUAAAGUCGCCAAAACUAGUCAAAACCCCACCAUCCCCUACUACCCAAGAAGGUAAGUACCCAGGUAGCUUGCCAUCCCUCCUCCCUUUUUCCCGUUCACCGCUCUGAUCGCACGUCUUCGAGUGGGGAGGCCCACCUAAAGUUCAACAUCUUCAAAACACUUUCUUUCCACCAGUCCAAAUCCUAGUCUUGUUUUAGUGACUUGGUGUUUCUAACCAAAAUCAAGGUCCCCCAUAUACUAACUUAGGGAUUCAUUGGACACAUUCGUUCUUCUAAAAAAAAAGAGAGAGAGAGAGAGAUACUGAGGAAUUGUCAUGAAUUGACAAUUUACGGUGUUUGAUUUUUCUCAUAUAACACCUUUUCUUCUACUUUCACAGUAGUUGCAAAAAAAAAAAAAAAACUUUCGUUAAGUGUUUUUAUUGUACCCAUUUGGUUUUACGGAGAAACCAAAGAAGAAGAAAAAAGGCCUACUAAAAAACCGAACCCCCGCCAUAACAUUGCGACCAACCGAUAUAUUUGUGAAUAGGUUAUAGCUAGGUGACCUCUACCAUUGUGGCUAGGGUUUUACUUAACCCUUAUAGCCAAACAUGGACGAUUCUAUACCCAAUGCCGCAGAUAUAGAUGUCGGCGCUCCAGCAACCUUACCCCCAACCAUGGAGCCCAAGGUCGAGAAGCAUAAAGCCCCCGCGACGAGGCCUUCAGUCCAAUCGCGAAAUUCUAUGAACGGUCCUUUAUACAUGCAGACUAGCAAUAAUAAAGUCUUUAUUAGGAGGAUCAGGAGAAAAGGCGACGGUCCUAUGAGAAGCUUGGCCAGAUGGUUUCUCGACAAUCAAACAGGCCUUUCGUUCAAUUUGAUCGCUCUGAUAUUUCUUGCCCACAUGUUUUUACCGAAAGCGCGCCCUCACACCUCCAAAUUCUUCACCCUCUCGUACUACAAUCCGGCAACAGGGCAAUAUGCGAUUGGCUCCAAUGACUAUCAUUUUAUAGCAUUCUGUGUACUCCUCUUCACUGGAAUUCGUGCCGGCCUAAUGGAACACGUGUUGGCGCCCUUGGCCAGGCAUUGGGGCAUCUCUAAGCGAAAGGAGAUAACUAGAUUCUCGGAACAAUCUUGGAUGCUGGUCUACUAUUGUGUUUUCUGGUCCCUUGGUUUGUACCUAUAUGCCAGCUCGCCUUACUUCUUAAAUAUGCAAGAGCUUUGGGCCGGGUGGCCGAUCCGGGAACUCGGUGGUCUCAUGAAGGGUUACCUCUUGGCGCAGUGGGCUUUCUGGAUACAACAAGUUCUUGUCAUUCACAUCGAGGAGCGUCGCAAGGACCAUUGGCAAAUGCUCACUCACCAUUUCAUCACCAUCACGCUCAUUUGCACCUCGUACUUCUACCAUCAAACGCGUGUUGGUAACUUGAUCCUAGUCCUUAUGGACGUGGUCGAUUUGUUUUUGCCGCUUGCAAAGUGCCUAAAAUACCUGGGCUAUUCAAAACUAUGCGACGCCACCUUCGUUGUUUUCAUGCUCUCGUGGUUUGUGGCUCGGCACGUAUUCUACCUAAUGACAUGCUACAGCAUCUAUAAAGAUAUACCUGUGUUGAUUCCCGAACCCUGCUUUUCGGGCUCCAAUUCGAAUCUGACGCAAGUCCCUGCGCCUGAAGGAUGGGGACACUAUCUCAAGCCGUUCAGUGAUUUCGACGGCAUAGUAUGUUUCGACGGCAAUGUGCGGUGGGGUUUCCUAUACUGCUUACUUGGCCUCCAAGUUCUUACCAUUUUCUGGUUCUUCAUGAUUAUUCAGGUUGCUAUCCGCGUCAUUAAAGGGGACGGCGCCGAUGAUACAAGAAGUGACGAUGAAGAUGAGAAGGAGGAGGAGGAAGAGGAAUUCGAGUAUGAAGAGGCUCAACCACUUGAGGAAGAGGUUGGGGUAGAAGCUAUUGAUUUGAAGGGAUGGGAACGUCGGACAGGCGUCAAACGAGGUGCGACUACUUCCGGUGUCAGUUUACCCGGCCACAGCGAUCGUAAGGAGUUGCUCGGUCGCAUUGGCUGUGAGAAGCAGGUGGACUGAUAUAUCAACACAACAAAUGUGUUGCAGUGCUUGACCGUGAUAGUCAGCAAGUUCCUAUGAAUCUUGAGCUGGCCACCACGGGUAUCUCGCGCACUAUCAAGAGCGCCACGCUGGGGGGGACUGGGGGGCGGGGGGGUUUCGGAUAAUCCAAGAUCCCAAAGAGUAUGGCGCGACAAUCUUUCUGUUUUCAUAUGGGUUGAUAUGGGGGGCGGUAGCACUGUUGGUGCUAUAUUGCGCCAAUGGCAGUGAGAGGAUGAUUCUCUCCCGCUCGGUAUAUAUAGGUAGAUUUGGAAUUCAAUAAUCAUACCCCUUUCUAAGCUUG
This is a messenger RNA of Hypoxylon fragiforme, 2456 nucleotides long. RefSeq names its product longevity assurance proteins LAG1/LAC1. Gene Ontology annotation, molecular function: sphingosine N-acyltransferase activity. Gene Ontology annotation, biological process: ceramide biosynthetic process. Lineage: Eukaryota; Fungi; Ascomycota; Sordariomycetes; Xylariales; Hypoxylaceae. Gene Ontology annotation, cellular component: membrane. The record is from RefSeq and is a predicted model, not a curated record. The transcript is spliced from 4 exons. Bases 677 to 2134 code for a protein of 485 amino acids.